AUGUCCGGACAAACCCCCGAGAUGCCACCCGCGGCCCCCAGGCCAUCGGGAGUAAUCAAAUGUACUCUCGAAAGUCCACCCCCGAUGACCAGACUUCUGGUGGUGGCCGGACUUUCCCAUAGGCCCCCGGGGCUUCCCGGAAUUAUCCCCGAGAGGACUUCUCCUCCGCUCAGUCCCAUGGGUGUGACCGGACUUACAAACGAGAGGCAACCUCCGAUCCCCAUGCCAAUGAGGGCUCCAAGAGCCGAUAUUACUCCCAACUCCUUGGAUAGCAGGACUUACCCCCGAGAGGAUACCACUGCCCGCCCAGGAUCCCGGAGGUCUUCGGACUUAACCCCGAGUAGCCAUUCGAUUCCCAGGCCUCCGGGGAUGGCCAGACUUACAUCCGAGGAACCACUCUCGACCCCCAGUCCGCCUGAGAUGGCCGGAAUUAACCCCGAGAGACCAUCCUCGCCCCCCAGACCCGUAGAGGUGGACAGUAUAAUCACUAGACCCCUAGGGAUAGUCGGAUUUACUCCCAGGUCCCCGAGAGGACACUCCCGCCCCUAG
Messenger RNA from Atta colombica, 549 nucleotides. RefSeq names its product proline-rich receptor-like protein kinase PERK2. The record is from RefSeq and is a predicted model, not a curated record. The coding region runs from base 1 to 549 and encodes 182 amino acids. NCBI's taxonomy places the organism in Eukaryota, Metazoa, Arthropoda, Insecta, Hymenoptera, Formicidae. The transcript is spliced from 2 exons.